Molecule: messenger RNA, 1831 nt
Organism: Alternaria alternata
Lineage: Eukaryota; Fungi; Ascomycota; Dothideomycetes; Pleosporales; Pleosporaceae
Exons: 3
Coding region: 396-1706 (436 amino acids)
Biological process (GO): regulation of transcription by RNA polymerase II
Cellular component (GO): nucleus
Source: RefSeq, a predicted model, not a curated record
GUCUUCGGCCGCAUGGAAUCAUGAAUGGCCAUCAGAAUCGCCUAGCUAUCACCUGCCUUCUCAGCAUAACACCGGCGAUAUCGAAGUCACAGCUGUGCCGCUGCCUCCAAGCAUAUCAGAAGCUACGGUCGAACCACGUAGACCGAGGAAAAUGCGACUAGGCUUGCCUAUCACAGUUCACAACCAAGAUGUUCUAGCUACAGUAUUAGCUUGCGCAGAUACUGGCGCAGAUGUCAACAUCAUGUCGGAUGAUGUGGCAAAAAAACUUGGAUACUCAGAGUACAAUGUGCUGCCGGAGAGGAAACAGUUUACACUAGCCAACGGUAAGAUUAUAGAAGCUAUAGGUCAGAUCGAAUCGGUGUGCUCUUUCGGCACUGAGACAGUCGUUGGCGACAAUGACUUGUAUUUUCUACAUUCUGCUCAAAGCUGCGACCCCCAUCAUCAUGGGUCUCAAUUUCUUGGAGCAAACCAAGACCAUGACCGAGCACAGGGACAGACUCGUGCGGGUUCCAAGACCAGCAUACCAAGCGCUUUCCGUAUGCUCUUUGGACAAGCCAAGGCGUUUGUUGACUUGCGAACUGGACUCCAAGCAGACACUAGCGACUCCAGACUCUGGAUCAGAGAUUGACCUAAUGUCGUUCUCUUUCGCAUCUGAACGUGAUUUCAAGGUCUAUCCAGGGGAGGAGAUAAUCGAAGUAGCGGAUGGUAGCAUAUCCAUCACUAGCGGGUUCGUACGUACAAGCCUUGCUAUCACUCCGACGAAUGUGCCAAACCUGUCGACGAUACCAAGAAACUAUGUCACCGUCGACUUCUUCUUGCUGGAUAGUCUAUCUCAUGACCUUAUUGUGGGUGAAGAUUCUUUGGAUCGGCUCCAGGUUUUUACGGACCAUCAGUCUGCUCUCGUUUGCCUACCUGAUGGCUCAGGACCUCUGGGUUUAAAUCGUAUCCGGCAUCUCGGGGCAAUAGAUCGCAUUGUUUCCUGGAUCAAGAAGAAGAUCAGAGGCUCUGGCUCUGACAAUGACACAAACAUGGACACAUCUUUCGGUUCUCAAGCGAUAGAUCAGCAUGAGAAUAAUCGUAGAGAGCGCGAAGCAGCUCGGAUCGCAAUUCUGCCAAUCGACGAACAGCAAAUCGCUAUAGACGCUGAAGUAGUCAGACAACGAGCCUACAAAGGUCAAAUUCGACUUCCAAAGUUGAUCUUCGAUGAGACUGUCGCUUCAAGGGCAUCACCGCCGCCGUUCAACUUCGGCUCCCCAUCCACCCCAAACAAAUUGGGUGUUUUCAUAUGCGAAUACCCUGGUUGCACAGCUGCACCAUUUCAAACACAAUAUCUUCUCAACUCACAUACCAAUGUUCAUUCAUCCAAUAGACCACACUAUUGCCCAGUGGCCGAUUGCCCAAGAGCCAAGGGCGGAAAAGGCUUCAAGAGAAAGAAUGAGAUGAUACGACAUGGUCUUAUCCACCAGAGUCCAGGUUAUAUUUGUCCAUUUUGUCCUGAUCGUGAGCACAAGUACCCGCGACCAGAUAAUCUCCAGCGGAACGUCAAGAUAAAACUUCAUCCUGCUACUCCGAGGCUUCUUACUGAUUUCUGCGUGCUAGUCAUGUACGUGUGCAUCAUACAGACAAAGACCAAGACGACCCUCAACUUCGGGACGUAUUGGCACAACGCCCUGAGGGCGGAAGCCAUGGACGUAGAAGAAGGAUAGAAGGUGGAGGAAACUGAUCAGAGCGCUUGUGGUAGAUAUGGCGAGGAUGAGUGUGUUCAUGUACAUAAACUCGCGCCAUCGCCAUCCAGAGAUAUGUCAUGCUUUCACUUCAAGUGGUACAUUAU